Messenger RNA from Sturnus vulgaris (Common starling), 5067 nucleotides. RefSeq names its product mitochondrial ribosomal protein L14 (gene MRPL14). The record is from RefSeq and is a predicted model, not a curated record. NCBI's taxonomy places the organism in Eukaryota, Metazoa, Chordata, Aves, Passeriformes, Sturnidae. Gene Ontology annotation, cellular component: ribosome; mitochondrion. Gene Ontology annotation, biological process: translation. Gene Ontology annotation, molecular function: structural constituent of ribosome.
GAUUCAUGCAGACCAUUCUUGUGAAGCACACCGGUGUUUUUGCUGAAAUGACAAGAGAUUCUUGUCCUCCUGGUGUUUCUUUGGAGGUGCUGUCACCACAUAAAUUUGGGUUGGCCAUGGAAGAAGUCCUGGUCUUGUGUUGUGCCACAUUCCGUUGCAGCAGUGUUCAUGUGCCUUCAGGUUGAGCUGGAUCAAGAAACUGAGCUAGGUGAAAACUGACUGAUUUACAUAAGUGCUAAAGCCUGCAUAAGGGAGGUGAUGGAAAUUUGUGUUGGGGGGACACAGGGCUUCCUGUCUUGGUGCUGUGUGCCCUGAUGUUAAUUCAAAGUGAGUAUGUAAUCCUGUCUUCCUUGUCUGGCACAUGUCCUUGUUCUGUACCAGUUCACUGAUGUGGUCUACUCAAGUGUUUGCAUGCAUUUGAUAAAAAUACUGUACAUAUAUUUUUUGUAUUUUCCAAUUUUAUUAGCUGGGAUGAAACUUCCCAGAAUUUCGCCAUUCAAAAGCCACUCAAGAUUGCAGUAAAUACAAGUUAGUUCUUUUAUAUCAAGGAAAACCACUGAAGGUGAUAGCUAGAGAACUUGGAAAUGGUGCAGUGGGUAAAUAACUUCCAGACGUUUAUAACUGGUGAAGAGUUUCUUUGUUGAGCACUGUUGGAAUUUUAUGUCGGUCUUUUGCAUUGAAUGGGGUAAGGCUGAAGGGCCCUUGAGAAGAGUAUUUGCAGUAGCAGGUUAUUGCAUGCUCAAAAGUAAUUCAAUGAGGUAGAAAUAGGGUCAUUUUAGUGAAUAUUUGAUUAACAAAUUCCUCACCCUUUUCUGAAUGUUACUUUGAGGUCUUGUCUGAGGUCUGUGAUAACUUUUAACAGGCAUGUGGAGAGUGGCAAAGUUUCUCUGUGACUGUGAUUUUCAUGAGAAAGAGCCACUACUAGAAAUUAGGGGCAGCAGGGUAGAAACAGCAAGAGAUUCUUCUGCAUGGUUCUUUAUUGCUGCUUUGGUGCAGCUAUGAAUGACCAAUGUUAUGUCAAUAGUUGCCUUUGUGUUAGGCCUCUCAUUUUAGGAUAUAGUCUAUUUAAAUACUGCUCUUGCUUAGCAUGAAAAACUUGGAAAUUAAUCCUGCUUGAGCAGGAGAUUGGACUAGAUGACCUGCAAAAGGCCCUUCAAAGAUAAAUCCGUGGUCAGGAGUGUAUUAGUGACUAAGUACUAAGCAAGUGGUGAUGUUUUGCCUGUCCAGGGUGUUUUGGAGUGUGCUCCUGCCUUUUUCAAUUGGGCAGUACUGAUGGUAGAUAUCUGGGAAUUCUACAGGUUUUCCUGUGCUUGAAGGUUAUGGGGUUACUCUUCCCAUACACUUGUGAGCACUGAAACCUGGUGACCUGGGGAGAGCCACCUUCAGACGCAAACUUGGAUCAUAUGCAUUCCCUAUGCCUAAGUGCAGCUUCCUCUGAGCCUUUUUAAGGCCCACUGUGUGAGGUAACCUGUGCUGGGAAGGAGAAAAGUGCUGGGGACACUGGGGCUGAUGGCUGUCAUUGAUUUAUUGCAUCUCUUCAAUUUUGGCACCAACUCGAAGUGUUCAUGUGGCAGCACCAAGUGUGGUGGAGUGAAUGGCUUCUGUGCCCUUCAGAGUUUAGUUGUUUAGUAUUUAGCAACUCCACGGGGGGAAGCUGAGGGCAGGAGAGAUGAAGUUCACAGCCACAGAGGGAUCAAAUUAGGACUGGGUCUGGUUGAGGAGCACCUGGAGACAGACCCAGACUAUUGGCUGUUCCUUUCUAGAAAGGAAACUGACAUGUUACAAUAGCUAAAGUUGUGAUUCACUCCUUGUGAACACAUUUGCACCCUUGAAUGCUGUUCUUCAUGCCAUAGAUGCAUUCUUUUCCCUCCACCCUGAACCCUCCUGCUAAUGGGAGACAUCCCCCCUGUUUACUCAGUUGCUAACAGGAUACUUCAUACCAAAUAAUCAAUCAUGCAAAAUUUCUUAGCUUGUGACACAUUUUAAAGUGCUGAGGAGUAAUUCUUAGCUAAGAAGGGGAUAUUGAGUCAUCUGGGAAAAUAAACAGUCCUUAGACACUUAAUGCUGUUGAUGCUUCCAGUGGUAGUUUUGUAACUUCAAACAUUCACUGCUGCCACGGGGUAGAAACAAACAGUGACUUCUCCUGGGAGCAAUGAGUGAGUUCAGAGUUCAGGCAGCACUUCAGCACAUUUUAGAUGUGCUUUAAGCACAUCUGGCUAUGCUGGUCCUGAUGCUGCAGACAGCAGGCAGAGCCUGCACCUGUGCCUGCCUUGUCAUGAGCCCAAAGACCUCUCCUGUUAGUCUUACAUAGUGUGAGGAUGAGCAGACACACCUUUUCCAGCCACCAAGGCUACCAUGCCUGCUAGGAAAUAGAGAUGGAGUGACAGUGGUAUCUGAGCUCCUCAAGAAGUGUCCCUGAAAGACAACAGAGAUGCCAACUUGCUGCUGCUUGUUUGGGUUUUGUAGAGGGAUCCAAAGGCUCAUUGUGAUGCUGGAGGAAGUAGGAGCAUUAUUACCCACCAAGUUUGAAUUUCACAUGGGGACACAGCACACCUACAUGCAGAACAGGACACAGGAAGAUGGUGGGCUUAAAGCAAGUCAGCACAGUUGAACUUGCUUAGAAAUCUGAACAGCAGCAAGGCCAGGUAUUGGACUUCGAUUGCCAGCAGCACUGUAAAUGCAACAGGGCCUUGGUGUCAUUAGGAUCACACGGCUAGGUAAGCAGAUGUGGCAUAAACACAAUCUUUUUGGAGUCUAAUUUCAGAGAGGAAACAGUGCAGGCAAGCCCUCAUUUGAUGAUCAUCUACGCCACAGAAAAGUUUUUGUUUGUUUGUUUUUGGUUUUGGAUUUUUUUGGUAAAUAAAUAUAGGCUUUGUCUCUUGCUGUUCUCUCCCAAGCCUGCCUGUAUGACAGAGUUGUUUUGCCACCUGUACUUUGCUCAGGUAGUACUGCUCAAAACUAAUGUGGUGCAUGUGUCCUGUGCUUCUCAUUGUGCUCUCAGGUUACACUUGCUCUGUAGAACAACUGCAAACCCUAAAACUUAUGCGUCUCUAAGUAAGCAAACACAUUGAAGAAAAAAGUAAUAAAAGAUAGAGUGAAGAUUUAGGCUGGACUUUACUUGAUUUUAAUAAGAGUUGUAGCAUUGUCUGUCAGAAGACUCUGGGGGUAUUUUUUUUCUCCCUAGAGAAGUUAACUCAGCUUUGUUUUCAAAGUAAAAGUUUAAAAAAUGGCUUUACAAUGUAUUACUAUAUUUUGGCCCAAAACUCAUCAGAGCUGUCAGAGAUUAGGUCAAUGGAUUUUUAGUGUUUGAUUUAGAAAGGAGAGAAGCAGAGCACGUGUUGGUUACCCUGCUAAGGUCACAGCAAGCAGUGUCACAUGGUUGUAGUCAGGUGGAAAGUCUUAGCUGUACCUGAGCUGGCCUGAAAGAGGACUGGCUCUAGGUCUGUGUUUCCUCCCUUCACUUGGAACUGCCGGCAUAACCACCUGAGUCAUCGCUCCCUAAUGAUGCUUGGGAAAGUGAUCUGGGUUCAGAUAUGCCUUUGUGCCUGCAAGCUGGUCCCCGUUAGUCUGACAGAAUGAGGUUAGGGAGCUGCCAUAGACGUGGGCAGGGAAGAGGGUGUGGCUCUCAGUCGGAGGUUACCCUUGUAACCCAGCUCUGCUGCAGUCAGGGUGGUGUGCAGUGUACAGCAGCACUGAGCGAGCACUGUAAAGAUAUAGGAACGCUUUUCUCUGGGCAGCCUGAGCAGACUGGCAAGACUGGCAGUGGUGUAACUGUGGUCUCUAAAUUGACUGCUUAACACCUUUGUGUGCUAAGAGAGAGCAUGCCCUCACCAAUGGAGCUCUGACUUGUUUCUUGUCUGACAAAUUGUUUCCUGAAUCUGUGAUGCCAGUCUGUAGGUUAUUUGGCCUUUUGCUUGGUUUUGUGGGUAACCUUGGUAGCUUUUAAAAGUAACCAUGAUGGCUUUUACUGGGCACUGCAGCCUCUGAACCAGUUCAUAUCUGAAAUUCUCAAACCUGCUUCUUGUUACGUGAUUCUCGGAGCACACAGAAGGGCCUUUACCUCUGUGUGUAGGAAACUGCAAUGCAGUGAUACUGAAUCCAGCUUUGUAGUCUGUGUCUGAAUUACAUUGUCUCCUGAAUUCAGGCAGGGGUUGUAGAUCUGCUUAUAGUGUGCUGCAGAUGCUGCUACCACUCUGUCCUGUGGAUUGCAGCGUCUAAAUAGGUGCUGAGGCUCUAGUGUGGGCCUUUCCUUUCCUAUGUAAAGGAAAGAAAGCAAACCAAAUUCUGUCCAUUUUCCAGCGUUAAUAAUUCUUUUGUAUUUUAUGCAGCGUUGGCUACCAAAUGGCUCUCUUGAAUGGACGAUUUGGUUUAUCUUUAACCCAUCUAAGCAGUGCUGUGAUCCAACGACAGUUCAGCAUCACUGGAGCAUGCCAAGCAAUACAGAAACUAACCCGUGUGCGAGUGGUGGACAACAGCACCUUGGGGAACACACCGUACCACCGGCCACCAAAAUGUAUCCACGUGUAUAACAAGACUGGGGUUGGAAAAGUCGGAGAUAAGAUCCUUCUGGCUAUCAAAGGAGAAAAGAAGAAGGCUUUAAUUGUAGGGCACAAGAUGCCCGGCCCCACCAUGACACCUAGAUUUGAUUCCAACAAUGUGGUACUGAUAGAAGAUAAUGGAAAUCCAAUAGGGACUAGAAUAAAAACACCAAUACCCUAUACACUGCGAAGAAGAGAAGGCGAGUUCUCCAAAGUAUUGGCCAUUGCCCGCAACUUUGUAUGAAUCCUAAGAGAGGCCUUCAGCAAUCCUUUGAUACAGUAGCUGUUCCUUUGUCCUUUUCCAGAAAUUGUGAAACAUUAAAAAGCUGAUGUUCAUCAAGAAUGUCUCCUCCCUUUUAAGAAUUUCAAGUAACUAAUUUAAAUAUUGAGAUAGUUUCUUUUUCUCCAGAAGAAGGUAAAUUUAUUUCACAGAGCACCUGCAGUAUGUUUGGGAAAUGGUCCUUCGCCCUUACUCCUCCUGUGGUGUUAAUCUGGUCUGUCAUCAUUAAAAUGAGAACAUGAAAAUCUU